UGGAUGAGGACGAGACGGCGGAGAGCCGGCGCUGGGGCGCACAGCAUGCCGGUGCCCGUGAGCUGGCGGCGCUCUACUCACCAGGUAAGCGCCUCCAGGAGUGGUGCUCCGUGACCCUGUGCUUCAGCCUCAUCACCUACAACUUGGUUCACCUCCUGCUGCUAGCCCGCUGGGAGCACACACCCCUCGUCAUCCUGGGUGUUGUUGCAGGGGCUCUCGUUGCUGACUUCCUGUCUGGCCUGGUACAUUGGGGUGCCGAUACAUGGGGCUCUGUGGAUCUGCCCAUUGUGGGGAAGGCCUUCAUCAGGCCAUUCCGGGAGCACCACAUCGACCCUACAGCCAUCACGAGGCAUGACUUCAUUGAGACCAAUGGUGACAACUGUCUGGUGACACUUCUGCCGCUGCUGAAUAUGGCCUACAAGUUCCGAACCCAGAGUCCAGAGACCCUGGAGCAGCUGUACCCCUGGGAAUGCUUCGUCUUCUGCCUGACUAUCUUUGGCACCUUCACCAACCAGAUCCACAAGUGGUCACACACAUAUUUGGGGCUGCCCUACUGGGUCACUGUCCUGCAGGACUGGCACGUGAUCCUACCACGGAAACACCAUCGAAUCCACCACGUGGCGCCCCACGAGACAUACUUCUGUAUCACCACAGGCUGGCUCAACUACCCCCUAGAGGUGAUAGGCUUCUGGCGUCGCUUGGAGGACCUCAUCCAGGGCCUGACGGGUGAGAAGCCUCGGGCAGAUGACAUGAAGUGGGCCCAGAAGAUCAAGUAGCGUUUGCAGCUGCCUGGUCGCCAACUUUCCCCAGCCUGAACUGAAGCCAUCUGCCAAAUUCUGGCCUCUUUGAGCUGCCCUUCCAGUGAAGAGUCCCCUGGGCUGGGCCCGGGUACCCCAGCCCCAGCCCACCCCC
Messenger RNA from Cricetulus griseus (Chinese hamster), 912 nucleotides. The record is from RefSeq and is a predicted model, not a curated record. NCBI's taxonomy places the organism in Eukaryota, Metazoa, Chordata, Mammalia, Rodentia, Cricetidae.